Molecule: messenger RNA, 775 nt
Organism: Cuscuta europaea
Lineage: Eukaryota; Viridiplantae; Streptophyta; Magnoliopsida; Solanales; Convolvulaceae
Source: the annotation of a GenBank genome assembly
UUCCGGUCUUUGAUCAUUUUUUUAUCCACCCAACAUCUCUCUUACCACCCUUUCCGCAUAUCAUACGCCACUCACCUCCGCUCCUCCCCCUUUCUUCUUCCAUCCAUUUAUUCUUCUUCCUUCUGAAUUCAUGUUCUCUUAUUGGCAUUCGGACAACGAAAUUUACUCCCAUCUGCGGCGAAACUUACUCCCAUCUCCGGCGAAUUCGAGUGGUGGUAUAAAAUGUGAAAGGUAUGUCUUCUACUUCUUCUUCUGCUUCUUCUGCUUCUUCUUCUUCUGAUGCUUCUACUGCAUCUUCUGCUGCUUCUUCUGCUUCUUCUUCUGCUGCUUCUUCUGCUGUUUCUUCUGCUGCUUCUUCUUCUGCUGCUUCUUCUUCUGUUGCUUCUUAUGCUUCUGCUUCUGCUUCCGCUGUUUCUUCUUCUUCUUCUGCUUCGUUCGCUUCUGCUUCUUCUUCUUUUUCUUUUUCUUCUUCCGCUUCCGCUUCUGCUUCAGCUUGUUCUUCUGCUGCUUCUUCUUCUUCUGCUUCUGCUUCUUCCGAUUCUGCUUCUUCUUCUUUUUCUUCUUCCGCUUCUGCUUCUUCUUUCGCUUUCGCUUCUGCUUCUUCUGCUUCUGCUGCUUCUGCUUCUUCUUCCUCCUCCUCCUCCUCUGUAACACCUCAAAAUUUCCCACCCAAAACAAUGAUAUAUUUAAAAGAAAUACUUUAUUCAUUCAUCAAAGAGUUAAAGAAAUACAUCGAAAGUCUAAAAGAGAAAUGAGUGUUACCGCCACAUCCGGU